AUGGCCCUGCUACUGACUGAUGUUCUGAAAAGUUCAAAUCAACCAUGCAACGAUGUCCGUUUACAUUUCCUCGGUUGGUUAACAACAGAGCUGCUGCGGGAGAACAAGCGGAUGCUGGACAAGUCCAUCAGGGAGAUUGAGAGGGAGAGGCAGGGCCUGCAGGCCCAGGAGAAGAAGCUCAUCAACGAGAUCAAGAAGGUGGCCAAGCAGGGACAGAUGGGAGCUGUGAAAAUUAUGGCUAAGGACCUUAUCCGCACAAGACACCAAAUCACAAAAUUUUAUGCCCUCAAGUCCCAGCUACAAGGUGUAUCUCUUCGUAUUCAGACUCUGAAAUCAACACAAGCAAUGGGUGAAGCCAUGAAGGGUGUGACAAAAGCCAUGGGACAAAUGAACAGACAGAUGAACCUGCCUGCCCUGCAGAAGAUAAUGCGGGAGUUUGAGAUGCAAAAUGAGAAGAUGGAGAUGGUUAGUGAAGUGAUGAACGAUGCCAUUGAUGAUGCCUUGGAUGGUGACGAGGAGGAGGAAGAAACAGAGGAGCUUGUCAACCAAGUCCUUGACGAAAUUGGCAUUGAUGUCAACUCAGAGCUUGUCAAGGCUCCUGCGACUGCAGUUGCUAAGCCGGUCGCAGUGGGGAAAGUUCCUGCACAAGCUGAAGCUGCAGGUGGGCCAGAUGGUGGCAUAGAUGAUGACCUGCAGGCGCGGCUUGACAACCUAAGGAAGAUGUGA
Molecule: messenger RNA, 726 nt
Organism: Miscanthus lutarioriparius
Lineage: Eukaryota; Viridiplantae; Streptophyta; Magnoliopsida; Poales; Poaceae
Source: the annotation of a GenBank genome assembly